AUGGACGACCACGACCAUUUCACUGAUUUGAGUCAUACACUCCCUCUGUUGGCGGCCUCAGACUUGCCGGGUGAAGUCUUUCAUCGCCCAAUGCACCUUUUUCAUAAUCACGAGUCGUCCUGCACCGACUUUGUCUUUGAUGGUCAUGAGCCAUCCGCAUGGAACCUGCCUUUGCAGCUCAACACCCCUGCCGCGCCGACGAUAGCUCCGUUGACUCUUGGAGUGCCACAUACAUCUCAUGACGACCACUGCAUGGAUGCCUGCCCAGGCAGCUACGACUCUGAGGGCUUGCCUCGCGGCGCCUAUCCUCCGCCGACGGCUAAUCGCCCGUCAGUAUGCCCCGGGACGUACCCGACGACCGAGAUGCAAUCUGUGCAACCCACACAGGACUAUCAGCAGCCGCCGGCCUACUACCCGUUGAUGAUGGGAGCUAGAAACUACAAUUAUGGCUCCACUGGCAUCAGGUCUGUGCCAGAGGCACACAACAACAACGGCCAUCAGUUCUCGAACUCACCCAUGAAUGGUCCUGUUGUCGAUACCACAGUACAGUGCAGCAAUCUCAAUGAUUGCGUUUCUCAGGGCUGCGGAUCUGGCAGCUGCUCAGAGCUAUGCUGUACAGACCCAGGCUGUCAGAACACAGUUUGCCACGGCGAGGAUUGCGCCAACCAAGGCGACCAGUGCCAUGAUAAUCAGUGCUUCACAAGCACUGCGCCCACUGAAGACUUGUAUUCCUUCAAUCACUUCAACCAUGACGAAUGGAACCUGGACGGGGACCCAGGCCAUGGCUUGCUGCACCAUGAUCCGAAUUGCAAUCAUACGCAUACGGAACACGCAGCAGCAAUCACCCUGGAACACCUGAAGAAUCCGGUGGCAGUCCCCCAGUACUCUCGCGGCUACAGCGUCGCCAGUGCUUUCAACGAUGGAGACGUUGAUAUGACGGCGGCAGACACUCCGGCUCUGACUGCCGACACGGUCAACGCUAGUCCUAUGUCUCAUCGACCGAGCCUCUCGUUACCGGACGCCGCCCAUCAGGCUCCUGGAAAGGACCUCACCUGCCAGUGGCUUGUGGGAGACGUGCACAACAAGCACGUCUGCGGUCAAGUAUUCAGCUCUACCGAGGAGUUGCAUGCUCACCUUGGUACUGAUCAUGUUGGAAACAUGAACAGCAAGACUAGAUAUCUCUGCUGCUGGGCUGGAUGUUCUCGCAAGGAUGAUCAGGUAUUUGCGUCUCGGAACAAGCUGCGACGGCACAUUUCAACGCAUACUGCGUUUAAACCUUUCAAGUGCGAAGUGUGUCAAGAAAGCUUUUCUGCACAACAAGCUCUUGACCAGCACGUACGGAUACACACAGGAGAGCGACCGUAUCAGUGCGAUUUUGAAGGCUGCGAAAAGUCUUUCAAACAGAAGAGUGCGCUGACUAUGCAUAAGCGCACUCAUACGGGUGAAAAACCUUUAAGAUGCGACGUCUGCGGCAAGAAGUUUGGCGAGUCCUCCAAUCUCUCAAAACAUCGCAAGCUUCACGAUCGUCAAUACAUUUUCAAAUGUUCCACAUGUCCUCGAGCGUUUGUUCGACUCGAUCAGCUCCGGCGCCACGAGAAGAGACACGAGCGCGACCAAAAAAAGAGUGUUGAGGCCCACCAGCCAAUCGAUUUCUCGACUCUCGAAUACGAUCGCAAGGCCGAAGCGCUGCAAGUUGCCGAGAGCGAGUUUGCCGACAUGCUGCAGAGUUUGGAGUCCUAG
Pestalotiopsis fici W106-1 is the source of this 1740-nucleotide messenger RNA. RefSeq lists its product as uncharacterized. The coding region runs from base 1 to 1740 and encodes 579 amino acids. Gene Ontology annotation, cellular component: nucleus. NCBI's taxonomy places the organism in Eukaryota, Fungi, Ascomycota, Sordariomycetes, Amphisphaeriales, Sporocadaceae. Gene Ontology annotation, molecular function: DNA-binding transcription factor activity, RNA polymerase II-specific; RNA polymerase II cis-regulatory region sequence-specific DNA binding. The record is from RefSeq and is a predicted model, not a curated record. The transcript has 3 exons. Gene Ontology annotation, biological process: regulation of transcription by RNA polymerase II.